Molecule: messenger RNA, 1653 nt
Organism: Phycomyces blakesleeanus NRRL 1555(-)
Lineage: Eukaryota; Fungi; Mucoromycota; Mucoromycetes; Mucorales; Phycomycetaceae
Exons: 4
Coding region: 1-1653 (550 amino acids)
Biological process (GO): amino acid transmembrane transport
Cellular component (GO): membrane
Molecular function (GO): L-amino acid transmembrane transporter activity
Source: RefSeq, a predicted model, not a curated record
AUGUCAUCAGAUCACGAAAAACCAGAAGUGCUUUCAUUAAGCGCUAUUCAUACCGGCGCAUCAUACGGCGAUAUGAACAAGAGAGCAUCUAUCACAUCCAUCGAAACUGCAUCAAUUUGUUCGAAUGGAUCAGUGGAAGACGAUAAACCACUAAUUGAACCCCAUAUGGGUCUUCUUAGUAGUGUGAAUAUGAUUGUUGGUCUUAUUAUUGGAAGUGGUAUUUUCGCUUCUCCCGGCCCAGUAACUCUUAAAGUACAUUCAGUAGGCCCCUCGUUACUCGUCUGGGCAAUUGGUGGCUUCCUUAGUUAUAUUGGUGCGCUGUGCUAUGCAGAACUUGGUACUAUGAUCACAAAAUCUGGUGGAGAAUACCAAUACCUGAGAAGUUCAAUGGGUCUCUGUAUGGGACUGACAUUUACCUGGAGUAACUUGCUCCUGACAAACCCGAUUGGCACAGCAUCGAUUGCUACCGUAUUUGCCCAAUAUAUUCUACAAAUGGCAUAUUUUGAUAAAGAGAACCCAACUGGCGAAGGUUUGGUCCUUCCAGAAUACGCAACUAAGCUAGUUACUAUUGGCUGUAUCUGGGUAGUUGUUAUCUUGAAUGCAGUAGCCCGUAAAGCAAGUGCCUAUGUAUCAAACAUCUUUACCUUGGCAAAACUUAUUGCACUAGUCAUGAUUAUUAUUAUCGGUUGGGUUUGGCUCGGUAAAGGACAUGUUUCAAAUUUUGAAAACGCAUUUGCUGGAAGUUCAACCAAUGCAUUGGAUUAUGGUACUGCAAUGUACAUGGCUCUUUUCUCUUACAAUGGCUGGAAUAACUUGAACUAUGGUAUUAGUGAAGUCAAGAACCCCAAGCGCGUUCUACCUCUUGCUAUCACUAUCUCUUGUAUGCUUGUAACCAGCGUCUACGUCUUAGCAAAUAUCGCCUACUUUGCAACCUUGCCGAUUUCUGUUGUAUCCACUUCUUCCACUGUAGCUAUGCAGUUAGGUUUGGAAACAAUGGGAGUUGCUGGUGGAUACUUCUUUGCAUUAAUGGUUGUUCUAUCUACGUUUGGUGCUGUAAACGGAAAUAUGUGGGCUUCUUCGCGUCUGGUGGUUGCUUCCGCUGAAGAAGAUAGUGUAUUCAUGCCCACUUUCUUUGCUCAUAUUGACAAAAAACGUGGUACUCCUAUCCGUGCCUCCAUCUUGGUUGGCAUCAUCAGCACUAUUUGGUGUAUACCCGGUAACUUUACCUACCUUGCAAAAAUGUACAGCUUCACUGGAUGGCUGUUUUAUGGAUUUUCGGUUAUUGGUUUGAUCAUCAUGCGCUUCAAGAAGAGUACCAAGGACCUUAAUCGCCCUUUCAAGAUUUGGCUCCCUCUUGCUGUUUUUUUCGUUAUUGUUGACUGUUACCUCGUCGUUGCUCCUCUUAUUGACGCUGGCUCUGACGGUGUAUACCAGUAUAUUAUCUGUAUUGUCAUUGGCCUGUUAGCUAUUCCGAUCUGGUUUGUGCGUGUCCGUAAACCUCAACUUGGUCGUAUACUCUUUGGUUGGAUUCCUAGAUACCAAGAUGCGGGUAUCCUGGCCAAGAAGGAGGCUCAAUUAGCCAGGCGCCAAAUGAGAUUAGCCAAUGCCCAAGCUACUGAAGAGCAGGUGGAGACUGAUCGCGAAAAGUACUAA